UCUUCACAGACGGCCAUCUUGCCGGUGUACAGCCAUUUUGUAAUUGUAAACAAGUUUUAGUAAUUUUCUUGCAUUAUGGCUGCAAGGAGAAUAGGCAAGUAUAUACCAGAUUGGGUAAAGAUAAGUACACGUGUACCUCCUGAAGCCAGAGCUGAUAUGGGGCGUUAUAGAACUUCUUACGAAGGUCUGAAAACAAGCUUGGACUCAGUUUCAGCCAAGCCAGAACCUAUUGAUUGGGAAUUCUAUGCUAAGAACAUAUCUAAACCAGGAUUGGUUUCAAGUUUUCAAAAAGCUUUUGAAGCUAUAACUGUACCAUAUCCCAAGGAUACAAAGAGUGCUAUUAUUGCUGAUAGAGAGAAAGAAAUGGAAAAACUGUGUGAGCAGCUGAAAAAAGAAUCAUUGGCAAGAAUUAAAGAGUAUGAAGCUGAGUUAGCACAAGUCAAGGCUCAGAAACCUUUUGAAGAUAUGACUAUUGAGGAAUAUCUGGAAGAUCAUCCAGAGUUAAAGAAACAAGCCCAAGAAGAAUUAAAACAGCACAUUUGGAAGUGAUGAAUUCCGAUAUUAAUGUUGUCAUUAUUGCAGUCAUUUGUGCUGAUCAUUCAAGGUUUAUGAUUUCUGGGUGUAUUUUAAAGUGUGAAUAAAAAAAUAUUGAUAAUA
Molecule: messenger RNA, 657 nt
Organism: Exaiptasia diaphana
Lineage: Eukaryota; Metazoa; Cnidaria; Anthozoa; Actiniaria; Aiptasiidae
Product: ATP synthase subunit d, mitochondrial
Exons: 6
Coding region: 76-549 (157 amino acids)
Biological process (GO): proton motive force-driven ATP synthesis
Molecular function (GO): proton transmembrane transporter activity
Source: RefSeq, a predicted model, not a curated record